UUACAGGGUCAGACAGAACGAGCUGUUUGACAGUUUCGCUGGUAUAAAAUCAGUGAUUUUCCAUCGCGUUGAUUCCGCCCAUCUCUUCAUCGAGGGGCUGGUCGUAGAGGUCCGAUGCGUCACGUUUAUUUGGGCCUUCUGCAUGAUCCCGCUGGCAGGGAAGCGCCCGAAUUUUUCCUCCCUGCCUUAAAACGUCCUGCAUAUAUUUAUUACAAGUGUGGAUCUUCGGGAUAACAAGGUAUCGAAGGGGAAAACGCGACGCAAAGUAUGCAAAUGGAGACAGUUCUGUGUAGUUUCCAGGCGAAACAUUUCAGACGUUCCCCUCGGAUUGGUAUUUAACAUAAAAAAAAAUCACCUUAUUGAACCGUCACACAACGAUGAACAAGUUCACCCAAAACUCCUCUACAAGCCCAUUUUAGUAUCAUACAUGACUUUUCCAAUGAACUGACCAUCACCUGUUGGAACGUUUUUGGUGCAUUUUGGUGCAAGUGCUGAUUCCUGAAAGCAGAAUUCAUACAUGUACAGUGGAAGAAUGACCGAAGCAUGGCAACAGCAACAUGCAGUGGCCGCUCCUCCCGUCGGGCAUCCUCUUCUACAAGGGGCUGAGAAUGCAUUGGGCACGGCGGCUUAUGGGUUAGUCCUACAAGCGGAUCCUGCGUUACAACAGUCUCAACACGGCCAACAUGCACAACAGCAUCCGCCACCUCAACUACAGGUGGGCAGUGAAGGUGGCCACAAAUGUGGCGCAUGUGGCCAUGAUAUUUCGCACUUGGCCAAUCCUCACGAGCACCAAUGCAUGGUUAACCAGGACCGUUCUUUCCAAUGCACACAGUGCAUGAAGAUCUUCAACCAAGCCACGGAUCUCCUAGAGCAUCAGUGUGUCCAGGUCGAGCAGAAGCCGUUUGUGUGCGGCGUGUGCAAAAUGGGAUUCUCGCUUCUCACCUCCCUGGCGCAACAUCAUAACGAACACAGCACUGGAAACAAUCCAAUGAAGUGCUCGAUCUGUGAAAAAACAUACCGGCCAGAUUCCUCGUCUUCUAACCCUCAGCAACCUUCAACUGCGGAGACGUCCAGCGACGGAGCAGCCAUGGGUUCCUCGUCCACGACGGCUUUUCAAGACUCGGAUCGUCCUUAUAAAUGCUCCGUGUGCAAUAAGGCGUUUCGCCAUCUUUCCGAACUCUCGCGUCACGAAAGAGUGCACACGGGGGAGAAACCCUACAAGUGUGACACCUGUGAUAAGACGUUCAGUCAGGCUUCUCAUCUGGCACAUCACCAGCGCACUCACAGCGCCGAUCGCCCUUAUAAAUGCGCCGUUUGCGAGAAGACCUUCAAGCACAGGCAGCAUCUCGUACGCCACAUGUACGCUCACUCCGGCGAGCAUCUUUUCAAGUGUAAUCUAUGCGAGCUUCAUUUCAAGGAGUCAUCCGAGCUGUUGCACCAUCAGUGCCAGCCGGUCGGAGAACGACCGUUUCGAUGCACCGCAUGCGGGAAAAGCUUCAAACGCCCGUCGGAUCUUCGGCAACACGAGCGCACGCACUCAGAAGAGCGGCCUUUCCAGUGUGAAGAGUGUCAGAUGAGCUUUAAACAACAGUAUGCGCUUGUGCGCCACCGUCGUACGCAUAAAAACCCCGCCGAUCGGCCUUUCAAGUGCAACCAAUGCGACAAGGGUUUCCUUCAGCCUUCCCAUUUGCUGUAUCACCAGCAUGUCCAUGGGAUCGAGAGUCUGUUUAAAUGUGCAGCUUGCCAAAAGGGCUUCAGACAAUCUGGAGAGCUUCUGAGGCACAAGUGCACCGAGUCGAACAACGGAUCCAACGCCGUGGAGAAGCCCUACAAGUGCGACGUGUGCGGGAAGGGCUAUAAAAAGUCCUCGACGCUACAACGUCACCAGAACUCGCACUGCACCGAAAAGCCGCUCAAGUGUUCGCUUUGUGGCAGACGCUUCCAAUCCUCGUCUGAUUUCGUGCAGCACCGAUGCGACCCGGCUCGCGAGAAACCCAUGAAGUGCGCCGACUGCGAGAGGCGCUUUAAAUACUCGUCCGAGUUGCAGAGACAUCGGAGAGUCCAUACCGGAGAGAAACCCUUCAAGUGUCCCACGUGCGACAAAGGGUUUAAACAGCGCGAACACUUGGCGAAGCAUGGCAUCGUUCACUCACGUGAAGCCCAGUUCAAGUGUGUUUGGUGCGGAGAGUGUUUCGGAGAGCUUGGCGCCCUUCAGGAACACACAGUUCAACACACUGCAGAAGGAGGAGGUUAUCCAGCGUCAUCAUGCAUAGAGUAGUGACCGUCUGCUGUGAGCGAAAAUACACGCAAUAGCGAUAUUUCUUACAUAAAUAUUGUACGUUUUACGUAUCCCAUUGCAGUACUUGUUAAAGUGUUAGUUCACCCAAAAAU
Rhinichthys klamathensis goyatoka is the source of this 2391-nucleotide messenger RNA. Its product is annotated as zinc finger protein 319. The transcript is spliced from 2 exons. The record is from RefSeq and is a predicted model, not a curated record. NCBI's taxonomy places the organism in Eukaryota, Metazoa, Chordata, Actinopteri, Cypriniformes, Leuciscidae. Bases 518 to 2278 code for a protein of 586 amino acids.